This is a messenger RNA of Diceros bicornis minor, 2915 nucleotides long. It is a transcript of the gene STX1A, whose product is annotated as syntaxin 1A. Bases 19 to 885 code for a protein of 288 amino acids. Gene Ontology annotation, biological process: synaptic vesicle fusion to presynaptic active zone membrane; exocytosis; intracellular protein transport. Gene Ontology annotation, molecular function: SNAP receptor activity; SNARE binding. The transcript is spliced from 10 exons. The record is from RefSeq and is a predicted model, not a curated record. Gene Ontology annotation, cellular component: presynaptic active zone membrane; endomembrane system; synaptic vesicle. NCBI's taxonomy places the organism in Eukaryota, Metazoa, Chordata, Mammalia, Perissodactyla, Rhinocerotidae.
GCGGCCACUCCCGGGAGCAUGAAGGACCGAACCCAGGAGCUCCGCACAGCCAAGGACAGCGAUGAUGAUGAUGAUGUCACUGUCACCAUGGACCGAGACCGCUUCAUGGAUGAGUUCUUCGAACAGGUGGAGGAGAUCCGCGGCUUCAUUGACAAGAUCUCGGGGAACGUGGAGGAGGUGAAGCGGAAGCACAGCGCCAUCCUGGCCUCCCCCAACCCUGACGAGCAGACAAAGGAGGAGCUGGAGGAGCUCAUGUCCGACAUAAAGAAGACAGCAAACAAAGUGCGCUCUAAGCUCAAGGGCAUCGAGCAGAGUAUCGAGCAGGAGGAAGGCCUGAACCGCUCCUCAGCCGACCUGAGGAUCCGCAAGACACAGCACUCCACGCUGUCCCGGAAGUUUGUGGAGGUCAUGUCCGAGUACAACGCGACGCAGUCUGACUACCGCGAGCGCUGCAAGGGCCGCAUCCAGAGGCAGCUGGAGAUCACCGGCCGGACUACGACCAGUGAGGAGCUGGAGGACAUGCUGGAAAGUGGGAACCCGGCCAUCUUUGCUUCCGGGAUCAUCAUGGACUCCAGCAUCUCGAAGCAGGCCCUGAGUGAGAUUGAGACACGGCACAGUGAGAUCAUCAAGCUGGAGAACAGCAUCCGUGAGCUGCACGACAUGUUCAGGGACAUGGCCAUGCUUGUGGAGAGCCAGGGGGAGAUGAUUGACAGGAUCGAGUACAAUGUGGAGCACUCGGUGGACUACGUGGAGAGGGCCGUGUCUGACACCAAGAAGGCCGUCAAGUACCAAAGCAAGGCACGCCGGAAGAAGAUCAUGAUCAUCAUCUGCUGUGUGGUCCUGGGCAUUGUCAUCGCCUCCACCUUUGGAGGCAUCUUUGGAUAGAAACCACCCCAGCUGCCACUCCACUGUGGAUGGUCCACCCACAAGAGGCCCCCUGGCUGCUGCCGCCUUCUGGCUCAGAGCUCCGUCCUUCCCACCCCAUCCUGCUCCUUUCUCUGCCACAGGGCCCUCCGUACCCACCCUGCCCUGAGCCGUCAUGUGCAUGAUCUUUGUAACAGUGUGCGUCUGUACAGAAGGGGCAGAGGGGAGGCAGGCUGGGAAACAGCCAGUGAGGUGGCGAUGGGUCAGCAAGGGAUAGACUCAGGCCCUGGCCCAGGCCACCUCGCCCUCACCAGGCAGGGCUGCCUAGGGUAGCCAUAUUGCCCUUCCCCUACUGUAAUCCCAGUAAUCCCACUCCGGCCUGGGGUCUCCCCUCUCCUGGGAUCAAGGCCUUCUCUGGACCCCAACCUUACCUCCUACUGACCAGCCCAUCUGCCCCGUCCUCUGUCCUCUCCAGCUGUCCCCCUAAGGGGUGGGGACCAGCUGGCCACAUGGUGCUGCUUUUCAGGUUAGGGGAGGGGUGGCCCUGAGAGACAGCCCAGCUCUAAGCCUCUAAUAGCCAGCCAAUCACUGCCAGGGAGGCUCAGGGUGCCAUGGCCAGGUGGCUUCCAGCUGUGUCAAGACCAGGAUCCCUCCCCUACCUGGGGGCAGAGUCCAACAGGUCUUUGGCUGCCUUAGCCUUCCUUCCUACAUACCCACAGCCCCAGGAGCAACCCCUUUGGGCUAUGCCUAACCCCAGGUAACAUUCUGGAAGAAGUUGGCUGGUGCCUGCUCUCCAGCCCCCCUUGUAGCUAGGGAGGCAGGGCAAGCCCCAGUGUCAGGCCUCUGCCCUGGCUGAAGCCCACAGCAUGGGCCAGCCACUCUCCCCAGCAGGCCUUAGUCAGGUCCUCAAGCCAUUGUGUCGCAUGUUUGGGACACUAGUCCCUGCUCUCUUGUGCUCUGGCAAGUCAGAUGUCACUUCAGGCCUGCAAUCACGUCCUGCCCUUGCUGUCCCCCAUUGAUGUGCCACGUGGGUGUCAGGUGUCUUGGAUGCAGUAUUCAGCAGCCGGCCAGGGAGGGGUACCUCCCCCUCCCCAUCUUGGGGCUUCUCAAGUCAGAAAUGUGCCCCCACCCCAAGACCCCUCUUCCUCGUUGACAGGCAGGGAUUGUGCAUGCGACUGCAUGCAGUAGGGGAUGGGGCCACGUCUGUGCCCCACCUUCCCUCAGCUUUGCUCCUGCCCAGUGACUGUGACCACUGUCCGUGUUGCUUUCUUGAACAGCGACUUCCCUCCCCUCCUUCACCCCCUUCACCAAAGGUCAUGGUACAACCAGCUGCCCAUUUUGUGAAAUUUUUAUGUAGAUUAAACAUUUGUUAUCUGUACUGUGCCUCUGCCCUAGAUUUCUUACUGUCACCAUGUCAUGGCCUUCAACUUGGGGGUGAAUGUAUGUGGCACUAAUGGAAAGGGGCUCAGGGGUGAAGGAUCCCAACCUCCUCCCCCAGCUUUCAGUGUCCAGACCCUCUGGCCCCUCCACCCCACCCAGUCUCAGUUCCUACUUAACACCUGAUGCCUGUUCUGUACCGCGGGCCCAGAACCACCCCCCUUCCCACUUCCAGAAGUCACAGCAACUACUGGAUCCCCUCUCUUAUCAGCCUGCUAGACAGUCCCCCUAACGCACCCAGUGCAGGUCCUGCCCUUCUGACCACUAGUGAUCAGACAGGAGACAGGCCCCUGAGGCAACCAAGCGUUGGGCUGGUCAGGUCAGCAGCUGAUGAUGGCUCAGGGCCAAAGGUCAGCCCAGGCCACUGGGAUCACAGAUACAUUUCAUCCUGCCCAUCCUUCCCAACUGUGCCCAGUGUAGUAGUAUAUAAUAUAGUUAUAUAUAAGCAGCCCUAAAUUAAAGGAAACUACCUGUGCCCUCUGUAGGUUAAAAGAGUGCUUUUGUACAUUUAAAUUCUUUAAACCUAACUUGUACCUGGGGAAUGAAGUAGUAGGCCCCACCAACAGAGGAACUUAAGGAAUUUGUUGAGGACCACAGCGCUGGAAAAUGCCAGA